This is a messenger RNA of Trachymyrmex cornetzi, 781 nucleotides long. RefSeq lists its product as uncharacterized. The coding region runs from base 116 to 526 and encodes 136 amino acids. The record is from RefSeq and is a predicted model, not a curated record. Lineage: Eukaryota; Metazoa; Arthropoda; Insecta; Hymenoptera; Formicidae. The transcript has 4 exons.
AUACGUUUCUGGAAUAUCGUUGGUGCCACGUAGAUUUUGUGCUGAGAACUCAGGUGAAAAAAAGGAGUGUUAUUUCAGAAGUCUCAGAAAGUAAUACGCAAAAGUUAGGACAACAAUGACGAAAAUUAUAAUCAUAACUUGCAUCAUUGCAGUUGUUUGCUUAACAGAUGGAUUUGUAGUACGCCAAACAGGACUUUCAACAAGCAACCCUGAUGUGAGCAAUAAUAUUGAGGAUACUAGCCUCAAUGAACAAACUGAUUCGGCUGAAAGUAAAGAAUUUAUCGAUAAUCUGAAAGAAAUUGUAACAAAGCACCUUCAAGAUAUUUUUAAUUGUGGUUCAAAUUAUGAAUGCUUGACUAAUGUUAUAAAGAAGAUAAUUUGCGAAAUAAUGCAAACUACAAAUGCGAAUUAUCAUAAUAUCACUGGAAUGAUAUUCCAGAAUUUUACAAAAAUUUGGCAGUUAUUCACUCAGGUUAUGAAAACCUUCCCAGACAUAGGACAAUAUUUACAAAUUAUUCAGCCAUAACUUAUAUUAUAAAUUAUUUAUGCGUCAAUAUAACUCUAUUUUUACCUGCAUUACAAUAUACAUAAACAUAUAUGUAUAGUAUAAAUUUAACCUUGAAAAGUUAAUAUAAUCUCAUAUUGAAUUCGUUCGAUAAAGACGCAACUCUUGAUUUAUUAUCAUAUGUUCCAUACUAUUUCAUUAAGAUAUACACAUAAUUUAUCCAAAUUAUGCAGAUAUUUGUAAUUUUGGGUAAACCCCGGUGAGGCACCCCAAAUU